This is a messenger RNA of Helianthus annuus (common sunflower), 1212 nucleotides long. RefSeq lists its product as uncharacterized. The record is from RefSeq and is a predicted model, not a curated record. The transcript has 3 exons. Bases 270 to 1208 code for a protein of 312 amino acids. NCBI's taxonomy places the organism in Eukaryota, Viridiplantae, Streptophyta, Magnoliopsida, Asterales, Asteraceae.
GAGGGACUAAAGGAGGAAAUGGGGGAAAGUUAAGAAAUUAAAAAGAAAAUCAACACACACCACACACACUUCAGUGUGUGUGGGUGUCGCCUGGAACAAAGAAGCAAGAGCCAAAAACCCUCAACAUCAUAAAUUCAGUAAAUUGAAAGGGAAUCCAGGGCCUAAAUCAUUGCAUGUGCACAUAGAAACAUUCAACUAAGUUAGUCUAUCGAAUGGAGUAAAAGAAGAAGACACAAGCCAUUCCGGAUCACAAUCAAAACACGACAAAGAUGGCAAGUGGAGGAAACACGGAUAACACAGAACGUAUAACCCGGAACGAGUUAAACAAGAUGAUCUCGGAUGAAGUAACGAGGGUAAUUGAUGCAAAUGUUUCUAAGCUAGCUCAAGAGGUGGAGGGCCAAGUACUUAGUACGGUAGAAAAUAUGAUCACGGGCAAGGUGGAUGAAUUGAAGGAAAUGAUAGCCGGAAUUCAAGGCAAGAAAGAGGCAAGACGGUGCACCUACAAGGAUUUCAUGGCAUGUAAGCCUACGACCUUUAACGGGGAAAUUGACCCCAUAGAAUGCCAAAGAUGGAUAGCUAACAUGGAAGGGGUGUUCAUUCGGAGUCAUUGUGACAAGGAAGACCAAGUCAUGUUUGCCACGGGGCAACUUAUGCGAAGGGCUAAAGAUUGGUGGGACUCGUAUAGUAAGGAGAUUGGAGAAAAUCGAGUUCAAACCUUGACUUGGCAGGAAUUCAAACAGCCUUUUAUCAAGUACCAUUGUCCACAAUCGGCUGUGGAUCGAAUUCAAGAAGAUUUUCUCCGGUUGCGACAAAGGGACGAAUCAGUUAACGAAAUCACGAACACUUUCCUCGAUCAACUGAAGUUUUGUGAAGAAAUAGUUGGAACAGAAAGGAAGAAGAUUAUUCGUUAUCAUGGCAUGCUCAAAGCUGAAAUUCGGGAGUUCAUAACUCCUUCAAAAUGUGAAACUUUGGACGAGAUCAUCGAUUUAGCAAGGGAUAGAGAAAUCGAGAUAAAGAGGCAAGAUGAACGUGGGGAGAAAAGGCAAGCCGAGAAGGGGUCAACUCAAAGCUCAUCUAAGAAACCCAAAACACAUGAUCAAGGAAAGAAGGAAGCUUCCAAAGGUGGGUUCCCACGAUGCAAAACAUGUGGAAAACCCCAUUCCGGUGAGUGCUUAUUGGGAAGGAAGGGGUGUUACAAUUGCGGGUAAGAAG